GUCGCCGCCGUCGCCGUCGCCGCCGCCGCCGCUGGAAAAGGAGUCGUGCACAGCGGAGCGGAGUGCGGAGUGCGCCACACGCGCAGCGUUCACUGACCGAGGGUUGUCGGUAUCCAAACUGGAGAAGAGCCGUGUCGUCGUGCCGGCCGAGACGACGAGUCCAGCUAUCUCGCUUAUCUCGACCCUACGUCGCGGUCGCCGCGACACGUGAGAGUCGCGAACACGCCAACUUUUCCCGCGCGCGAUCCGCCUCCCGGGUAGAGAGCUCUCAUCCCCCGCGGGGAGGAGAUCGCCGCCUAACGGUCCGUCCAACGUGCGGCGCGUGGACGCGGCUCCGCCGUGGACCUCGCGAGAGGAGCCUGUCGAAGGGGGAAACGCGACACACGUUCAUACAUGACGCGCGUCCAUUGCCCAUGCUAUUCGUCGAGCUCGCCGUUUCACGGUACGCACAUAUGAUUGUCGGCCGAUCGGGAUCGGGACCGAACUGGUGCGUGUAGCUUGUGCACGUUGUCUACGAGGGCCCGCCUGAGAGAGUCGCGGACGUUGGAUGCGGGGGCCUUUCGACUGAGAGACCCUGACGUCCUAGCCGGACGUUUUUGUUUAUACCAGCACGUGUGACGCAAUAACGAUAAACCUUGAUGGGUCGUACAAGGGCAUGCGGGAGUCUAACAUAUCCAGGUUUUUGUCCGUUCGUUGCUCCAACAGGUAUCUGAGAGUUCUCCCGUAGAGACCAACCGCCAGAGAAAGCUAAAGAUUGUGCGGAAUCCAGAAAGGCAUGCGGAUUUGUUGGUGAUACGGAGAGUGCACUAAUUAGUUUCGCAAUAUGACGGAUACACGUAGAAGAGUAAAACUGUAUGCCCUCAAUGCGGAUAGGCAAUGGGACGAUCGUGGUACGGGUCACGUUUCCUCUUCCUAUGUAGAGAGAUUGAAGGGAAUUUCCCUCUUGGUAAGAGCAGAAAGCGAUGGCUCUCUUCUGCUGGAGAGUAAAAUACAACCUGAUACUGCAUAUCAGAAACAACAGGAUACUCUGAUAGUAUGGUCCGAAGGAGACAAUUUCGACUUAGCCCUAAGUUUUCAAGAAAAGGCCGGCUGUGACGAAAUAUGGGAGAAAAUUUGUCAGGUUCAAGGCAAGGAUCCAUCUGUAGAAAUUACACAAGACAUUGUGGAAGAAUCUGAAGAUGAGCGGUUUGAUGAUAUGUCAGAUGCAGCACCGCCUAUCGAAUUACCUCCGUGUGAACUUAGUCGAUUGGAAGAUAUUAAUGAGCUCAUAGAAAAUUGUUUAACGUCCCCGAUGAGAAAAGAGAAAUUAGCAGUGGCACUAGAGUCCGAAGGUUACAUUAAGAAAUUGCUAAAUCUUUUUCGUACAUGCGAGGAUUUAGAGAAUAUUGAGGGAUUGCAUCAUCUUUAUGAUAUAUUCAAAAAUAUUUUCUUACUCAAUAAAAAUGCAUUGUUUGAAGUUAUGUUCAGCGACGAUACGAUUUUCGAUGUUGUUGGCUGUUUGGAGUACGAGCCAACGUUAUCUCAGCCAAAGAGGCACAGAGAGUAUCUUCGACAGUUAGCCAGAUUUAAACAAGCAAUUCCUAUUACAAAUACCGAACUACUAGCUAAAAUACAUCAAACAUACAGAGUUCAAUAUAUUCAAGAUGUAGUGCUGCCAACCCCGAGUGUAUUCGAGGACAACAUGCUGAGUACAUUGAGUAGUUUUAUAUUCUUCAAUAAAGUUGAAAUAGUGACUUUGAUACAGGACGAUGAGAAAUUUCUUACUGAACUUUUUCGUCAGUUAACGGACGAAGCAACAUUAGAUAGCAAGAGACGCGAUUUAGUCCUUUUUUUAAAAGAAUUUUGCAACUUUUCGCAAAAUCUUCAGCCGCAGGGAAAGGAGGCGUUUUAUAAAACGUUAACAGCACUUGGUAUACUUCCUGCUUUAGAAAUUACUUUGGCGAUGAAUGAUGCACAGACAAAAACGGCCAGUAUAGAUAUAUUGACUUAUAUCGUGGAAUAUUCUCCAAGUGUUGUACGAGAUUAUACAUUACAGCAGAUAAAUAACACAGAACAGGACCAAAUGUUAGUGAAUGUAAUAGUUGCUCAACUUGUCGGGGACAGUGAUCCUGAGUUGGGUGGAGCGGUGCAGUUGGCCGGUGUACUACGUUUACUUCUCGACCCAGAGAACAUGAUGGCUUCUGUUAACAAAUCAGAAAAGACUGAUUUCUUAAAUUACUUUUACAAGAAUAGUAUCGGUACUCUAAUAGCCCCUCUCCUGGCAAACACGAUCGGAGAACGACCCGCGAGAGAGGAUUACAGAACAGUACAACUUUUGGGAUUGAUCUUGGAAUUGUUAUCAUUCUGUGUCGAGCAUCAUACGUACCAUAUUAAAAACUGCAUAUUGAAUAAAGAUUUACUCAGAAGAAUAUUGGUUUUGAUGAAGUCGACACAUACAUUUUUAGUGCUAUGUGCAUUAAGGUUUAUGAGAAAGAUUAUAGCACUAAAGGAUGAAUUUUAUAAUAGGUAUAUAAUUAAGGGUAACUUGUUUGCACCCGUAUUCGAUGCAUUUGUAAGAAACAAUGGCAGAUAUAAUCUUCUAGACUCAGCUAUACUGGAAAUGUUUGAAUUUAUCAAAUUGGAGGAUAUUAAGUCACUAUGUUCACAUGUUGUUGAAAACUUUUCAAAGGAACUGGAAGCAAUUGAUUAUGUACAAACAUUUAAAGCAUUAAAGUUAAGGUAUGAACAACAUCAAGACAAAUUGAAAGAUCGUGAUAGAACUACAAUUGACAGCGUCCCAUCAAUCUUGCGGAACAGUCGGUAUCGAAGGGACCAGAGGCAGCUAGACGAGGAAGAGGAACUAUGGUUUAAUGAAGAGGAAGAGUUUGAUGAAGAUUCGAAAAGUCAUCAGCAACAACAACAACAGCAGUCUGUAUUAAACAACAAUACUGCUAAUAAUAAUAUUACCUCGCAACAACCACAAAUCAAUAAUAGCUCGUCAACAACGAAUGAAUCACCAAUUGCUUCGGAUAUAAAUCCUACUCCGGCUAUUGGCACUGUGGAAAAAACGGGAACCGCACUGUUCAAGAAGGGGUUAGUCGAUUAUGAAGGAGAUUCUGAUGAGGAGGAUGAAGAUUCAGAAUUAAGUCCUUCCCCAAAACGACAACGAUUGUCAUAGUAGGCAAACUUGGAAAGAACAAGAACAUUUGUGAUUUUUAAUUGCUAUUAUCAUUUCAUGACCUUCCUACGUGUAAAAACAGAUCUAUCUCCUCGGAAGAGACAUAGAUUGAGCUUUCUUGCUAAGGAAUGGACACAACAAUAAGUGCUUUUAAAAAAAAUGUAUAGUGGACACUCAUUCAUAGAUCUGUCUAUGUUGACAUGUGUAUAGUAUGUGAAACAUAAAUAGGGUCUGAAUGAAAACUUAAGUAAGUUAUGUCGAUCGGGGUGUAUCGAUAAAACAAAGGAAGAAUGAACUUUCUUUAAUGAAAUGAACAGUGUAGUAUUGCGGCAUGAUAUGAUGUAGCAUGAUGUACUGUAUAAUGCGUUAAAAAAAGUAAGGGAUACUAAACAAAUCAUAGAGUCCAUUCCACUUGUCUGGAAACAUCUUGUGCACUAGGAAAGAUAAUCUCAUGGAUAAUUAUGGAUAGUCUAAGAAAAUUUGGCCAAAAUUAGCCAAGUUUAAUGACUUACAGAUACACAGGAGAUCGAAGCGUACACUUAGAUAGACAGUGAUAAAUUAAGAUGUCAUAGUUGACUUGUGACGUCACAAUUGAAAUAUCACAGUUAAACUGUGUUUAAACUGUAAUCACAGUGUACCACAGUUAUCUGAUAAGUCUACGAAGAAGGAACUUACAACGUGUUGUAAGACCAAAUUCGGAGAAGACAAAGAGUACAUGAUGUACCGCACAAAAAAAACAACCGAGCGUUUUGUUUUGCUAUUCGUAAGUUUCCUAUCGCAUGCCGUGCGAUAGAGAGCGGUUCUUCAGUCAGCGGAUCAGGCACUAUGAAACUUUAUCCAGUUCGACAGAAGUAAUAUUUAGUUUGUAUAUAUAUGUAUAUUUGUAACGAUUGUAAAACAACCACACUCAUGGAUUAAGCAGAAAUACGCAAUUUCUUUAAGGAUUUAGUUCCCUUUGAAAUACUUUCAACAAGCUUUUCGGUUGUCAAUGUAAGUAGUAGUAAUUGUACAAUAAAUAUUUGAUUUAUGUAUAUUUAUCAGUCUGCACUUCAUGCCCAAUGUUAAUCCUUGAUGUGUAAAGUAUAACCUGAAUGUAUCGCAAAAUGCUUAAAUAUUAGGCUUAUGUAAAAAAUAUAGUGUUCGUAUCUAAAUGAUGGGCAAAGUGGAGCCAGGAAUGGCAGAAAAGCGCUUUGUAAAAAUAGAUUAUAUACGAUUUAGCUUUGUUAAAUCAUAAACAUGUUUAAUACAACAUAUAAUUUAUAUAUUGGAUAAAAAAAUGUCAGAAGAUGCAAUAUAAAAUCUUAAUUUGUAUUUGUGCUUAAUUUGUAUUAAAUUUAACAAAAGAUGGAGCAUAUAAUGAAUUCGUCUUAUAGAAGUGAAUAACAUUUUGAAAUUAUAUAUAUAUAUACAUAUAUAAUUGCUUUAAAUUGAAGUUUAAGUUUAACUUUACAGUAUCAUAUCAGAGAAAUAGAUUUAUAUCUAUUUGAAUCAGCUCCAGAAAAAAGGUGUCUUCUUUGCACCAUUUAUGCAAGCGAUAAAGCUUACAGUAAAAAUGUAAUUUUAGCAUUUAUACUUAUAAUUCCUAUAAGUAUAUCGCAUCGAUAACAUUCAUUUCUACGUCGUUUUUGGUUGAGUUAAUUUUCAGAAAAAUAUUACAAAUUAAUGUACAGAUUUUUCAACGACAUGCCUAAUACCCGAAAGAAUUUCCAAGACUGCUUUAGAACUGUAAGUACAUAAUGCUUGAAAUAUUGCAGUGGAGAUACACAUGUACACAUAUACAUAUAUAUUAAUUCUUACUGUAGCGAAAGGGAUUCGAAAGUUAAAUUCAAUCACACAAGAUAAACAAAUUGUGAAUAUCUGAAUAGGCAAAUUCGCUGGAGCUGAGUGAUACAUGUACAUAAAAUGUUGUGCAACUUGGACUGAUCACAAAAAGAAGAAUGUAACAAAGAAAUGUAAUAUUAAUUAGUUAAGUAAGAUAUAAUGCUGAGUAAUGUUGUUCUUUAUGUGUUUUACAUAUAUCCACAAUCUAUUCGAUAAUAAAGAACAAAUAUUAAGCCUAGAAUGUUAUUGGGUGUAAAGAAUGUAAGUAAAAAAAAGAAGAACAAAUGAAUUAAUAUCUAAGUGAUAUUAGAGAGUAAAAAUGCGGUCACGUGCUAAUUAAAUUGAGAAAUUUGAUAUGUACAUUUGUACAGAGUGUGUUACGCUCUUAUACAUUUUGUCAUCAAUGGUACACUUUAUCAUUUGCAAACUUCGACAUUGUUGUUUUCAUUUUUAUAUUAAUAUUUAUGAUAUAUUGUAUUAAAUUUUGAAAAUUUGAAGAAACAUAAUGAGCUGGAACAUAUUUUCCUAUCGUUACGAAUUCAUAUUUGUAGAAUAAAAAUAUACUUUUAAUAUAAAGUAAAAUAAAACCUACAAUCCAAUUAAAUUUACAAGCACAAGAUCGUUAUAAUCUCAUAUUUAUUGGCUGCUCUGAAGACGUUGGUGUUUUAUCAUAUGAAGGAUACAGAGGAAAAACGAUCAAUCUCCAUCCAGAGUAACUUUGGGGAAAAAAAACGCAAUUUUAAGUUUCAAGACAUCAGAUAGUUUACGUUACGUAUAUUAUAGAUUUUCAAUACUGGUAGUGAAUAUCAGAACGCAGCCUUAGUGUUUACUUAAUGUUUACAUUAUUGGACUCUGAUAGUUCUUCCCCACAAGCAAGGACUAGGAUCCAGCACGGUACAAUGCUUUCGAUCUUGUAACUGUUCCCGAUCAAAACGAAUAAGAAUUAAGAAAGUUCUUUGGAAAUUCCACAAGAUAGUAUGAUCAGAUCAAUUUUGACAAAAAGUGAACUUUGAUCGUUUUUCCCCCUGUGUACCCUUUAUAUGUCUUCUAUUAAAUAUAUUUCAUAUUUA
Molecule: messenger RNA, 6048 nt
Organism: Temnothorax curvispinosus
Lineage: Eukaryota; Metazoa; Arthropoda; Insecta; Hymenoptera; Formicidae
Gene: flfl
Product: serine/threonine-protein phosphatase 4 regulatory subunit 3
Exons: 6
Coding region: 824-3157 (777 amino acids)
Biological process (GO): protein dephosphorylation; DNA damage response
Cellular component (GO): protein phosphatase 4 complex; nucleoplasm
Molecular function (GO): protein phosphatase activator activity
Source: RefSeq, a predicted model, not a curated record